AUGGAUAAACCUAUAUACAGCGCAGAGCUGAAAUUAGUUCUCCUCGGAGAAUCGUCUGUGGGUAAGUCCUCAAUUGUAUCACGAUUGACAACUGGCCAAUUUCAGAAGAAUAAUGCCACCAUAGGAGCUGCUUUUACAACGAAGACGAUAAGGGUAGAAAAUGACACGAUGAUAAAGCAAGUUAAACUAGAAAUUUGGGAUACCGCAGGGCAAGAAAGGUAUCGUUCACUGGCACCCAUGUAUUAUAGAAAAACAGAUGUUGCUCUUGUGGUCUUUGAUGUUACGGAUAAGAACACAAUGAGCAAGGCACAAUCAUGGAUUGACGAGCUUAAUAGCUACGUUGAACAAGAAGAGGCGGAGAACCUCAUUAUCAAAAUCGUCGGAAACAAAAUUGACUUAAGCCCUCAACUACUCGAAUAUGAUAUGGAGUGGUUCCCUGUUAGUGCUAAGACCGGUCAAGGCAUCGAAAACUUGUUUCGGCUAAUUGCGGAAGAAAUUCCUUAUGAUAAAUUCAUUCAACAAAAUACAAUACGGGCUACUCAAGAAAAUCAAGUCAAUCUAAGCUCUAAAGAAGUAAUAAGUAAUUGUAGUUGCUGA
This is a messenger RNA of Lachancea fermentati, 597 nucleotides long. The record is from the annotation of a GenBank genome assembly. NCBI's taxonomy places the organism in Eukaryota, Fungi, Ascomycota, Saccharomycetes, Saccharomycetales, Saccharomycetaceae.